ACGCCCCCUCCCCUUUAACAAAGGGCCGGGCCGCGGCCCCUUUAAGGGGCGCAGCCAAUGGGCGCGCGCGCCGCACGGCGAGCGCUGAUCGGUUGCGGGCCCGGCCCCGCCCCCUCGGCGGGCGCUGAUUGGCUGCGGGCUCAGCUCCGCCCCCUCGGCGGGCGCUGAUUGGCUGCGGGCCCGGCCCCGCCCCCUCGGCGGGCGCUGAUUGGCUGCGGGCCCGGCCCCGCCCCCCCGGCCGGCGCUGUCCCGGUGCUGAACGCGGCCAUGAGCGGCGGCGUCUACGGCGGCGAUGAGGUCGGGGCUCUGGUGUUCGACAUCGGCUCCUUCUCGGUGCGGGCCGGUUAUGCCGGCGAGGAUUGUCCCAAGGCGGAUUUCCCCACCACGGUGGGGCUGCUGUCCCCGGACGAGGUGUCCCUGGAGCUGGACGGGGACAAGGACAAGAAGGGCGGCAAGGUUUAUUACAUCGACACCAACGCGCUGCACGUGGCCCGCGAGGGCGUCGAGGUGCUGUCCCCGCUCAAGAACGGCAUGAUCGAGGACUGGGAGUGCUUCCAGGCCAUCCUGGACCACACCUACGGCAAACACGUCAAGUCGGAGCCGGGGCUGCACCCGGUGCUCAUGUCCGAGGCCCCGUGGAACACCCGGGCCAAGCGGGAGAAGCUGACGGAGCUGAUGUUCGAGCACUACAACAUCCCGGCCUUCUUCCUCUGCAAGACGGCCGUGCUCACCGCCUUUGCCAACGGCCGCAGCACGGGGCUGGUGCUGGACUCGGGGGCCACCCACACCACGGCCAUACCUGUGCACGACGGCUACAUCCUGCAGCAAGGUAUCGUCAAGUCGCCGCUGGCCGGGGAUUUCAUCUCCAUGCAGUGCCGGGAGCUCUUCCAGGAGCUCAACAUCGACAUCGUGCCGCCCUACAUGAUCGCGGCCAAGGAGCCAGUGCGGGAAGGGGCCCCCCCGAGCUGGAAGAAGAAGGAGAAGCUGCCCCAGGUGUCCAAAUCCUGGCACAACUUCACCUGCAACGAGGUGAUCCAGGACUUCCAGGCCUCGGUGCUGCAGGUUUCGGACUCGCCUUAUGACGAGCAGGUGGCGGCGCAGAUGCCGACGGUUCACUACGAGAUGCCCAACGGGUACAACACCGACUACGGGGCCGAGCGGCUCCGCAUCCCCGAGGGGCUCUUCGACCCCUCCAACGUCAAGGGCCUCUCGGGGAACACCAUGCUGGGCGUGGGACACGUGGUGACCACCAGCAUCGGGAUGUGCGACAUCGACAUCCGCCCGGGUCUCUACGGCAGUGUCAUUGUCACCGGGGGGAACACGCUGCUGCAGGGCUUCACCGACCGCCUGAACCGCGAGCUGGCCCAGAAAACCCCCCCGAGCAUGCGGCUCAAGCUCAUCGCCAGCAACAGCACCAUGGAGCGGCGCUUCAGCCCCUGGAUCGGCGGCUCCAUCCUGGCCUCGCUCGGCACCUUCCAGCAGAUGUGGAUCUCCAAGCAGGAGUACGAGGAGGGCGGGAAGCAGUGUGUGGAGCGCAAGUGUCCCUGAGGGGGGACUCCUGCCCCUGAGGGGGGCUGCAGCCCCUGAGGGGAAAAACGCGGCAAAAACCAUUAAAACCCACCUGAAACCGGCUCUGAGGCACCUGUGGGGCUUGGGGGCAGAGAGGAUUAAUGGCGGCUGUUUAUGUGUAGGGCUGCGGGAUAUUUUUUCACCGAUUUUGG
Molecule: messenger RNA, 1721 nt
Organism: Oenanthe melanoleuca
Lineage: Eukaryota; Metazoa; Chordata; Aves; Passeriformes; Muscicapidae
Gene: ACTL6B
Product: actin like 6B
Exons: 14
Coding region: 268-1548 (426 amino acids)
Biological process (GO): regulation of transcription by RNA polymerase II; nervous system development
Cellular component (GO): SWI/SNF complex; NuA4 histone acetyltransferase complex
Molecular function (GO): chromatin binding
Source: RefSeq, a predicted model, not a curated record